CGCCCGCGCUUUUGCUCGGCCUGCAGCGGCUGGGACUGGAGCUUGGCGGGGCGGGCCGCGCGAUGCCGGGGCGGCAGAAGCUACAUGGAAUCUGGAAACUUGAAGUGAAAGAGAAGCUACAAACUCUUUGAUAAAUGGAAGCCAUGAAGAUAUCAAAGCGGUUCUACGCUUUUGGGAUUCUAGCCUGUAUAGCUAUUUAUGUAGCUUAUAUAAAAUGGCACAUGGAUUCCAAACCAAUGUCAGGUGUAACAGAUGGGACAACAGAAAACAAGGGAGACAAACUAGACCAUCAGACCUUGGCAGCAGAUCUUUCUGUGUUUUAUGGAAUUAUGUUUGAUGCUGGGAGCACUGGGACACGAAUCCAUAUUUUUAAGUUUACACAGAAGUCAAAAGAAACUCCCAAAUUAACCCAUGAGACAUUCAAAGCAUUGAAACCAGGACUGUCUGCUUAUGCUGAUGAUGUUGAUAAGAGUGCCCAGGGAAUACAAGAACUUCUAGAUGUAGCCAAGAAAGACAUUCCUGUGGAAUUGUGGAAAUUCACUCCUUUGGUCCUUAAAGCAACAGCUGGUUUACGGCUGCUACCAGGAGAAAAAGCUCAGAAAUUGCUGGAUAAGGUAAAAGAAAUAUUUCAGGCAUCUCCUUUCUUCGUGAGGGAUGAUUGUGUGUCCAUAAUGAACGGAACUGAUGAAGGAGUGUCAGCUUGGAUCACAAUAAACUUUUUAACAGGUAACUUAAACGUUCCAAGAAAGAGAAGCGUCGGUAUGUUGGACUUGGGAGGCGGCUCUACUCAAAUCACUUUUCUUCCAAGUUCUGAGACAACUCUCCAGACAUCACCAGCUGGCCAUCUGGCUGCUUUUCAAAUGUUUAACAACACCUACAAACUCUACUCUUACAGUUACCUGGGACUCGGGUUAAUGUCGGCAAGGCUCGCAAUAUUAGGAGGAGUUGAGGGAAAACCCUUAAAGGAGGGUGAGGAGCUAAUUAGCUCUUGUCUGUCACCUGGCUUCAAAACUGAGUGGGAACAUGCUGAAAUCAUGUACAGAGUUAAAGGGCAGAAGGCAGGGGAGCCUCUGUACGAGUCUUGUUCUAACAAAGUAGCCAAAAUGCUCUACAAGAAAGUGUACAAAGCAGAAGAAGUGAAGGACUUGGAUUUUUAUGCUUUCUCCUAUUACUAUGACUGUGCAGCAGAAGUCGGCCUCAUUGACAAGGAAAAAGGAGGUAGCUUAACAGUCAGUGAUUUUGAAACUGCAGCCAAGUACGUGUGUAAGACCAUGGAGGUCAGUCCUGGAGACAAUCCUUUCCUCUGCAUGGACCUGACCUACAUCAGUGUGCUGCUGCAGGAGCUGGGCUUCCCAAAGAGCCAGGUGUUUAAGCUCGCCCGAAAAAUUGAUGAUAUUGAAACAAGCUGGGCUUUGGGAGCAACAUUUCAUUAUAUUGACUCACUCAACAGGCUGCAGUAUUAAAGCUUCUUAGUCCCGAUUCUCAAAAGUGGCCUUUGAGAAUCACAAGGGUUGGGAACCCAAUGGAAGUUGCCUGAACAGGCACCCUUUUUGCUGAUCAGACUCUUUAAAAAAGACUGUCUGAAGCUGGGCAAUCAACACCACUAGCUACGUCUGGCAAUGCAGAUCAUGGCAGCUAAACAUUUGACCCUUGACCUUAUAGCAUCCUCAGAAUAUUCGAUAUGAAACCAGUUCAUCAAGAAACUUUAGAAUUUGCUGUGAGACUUUCCUCACAAAGCUGCUACAAUCUCUGUGAGAAAAAUACACCUUUACAGCACAUGCCAACGUCACUUUUGCUCAUGCUAUGCUGACAUCGAUGUUAGAAAUAGCCACGCCAGAUGGGACUCUGUUAUUGUUCUGAAUUGAAAACAUAUUUUGGUUAAUGGUCCUCAGUGAAUUUUAAUCAUUUAAGUAUUUUAAAAUUAACUUAUGUGUGUAGGGAUGCCUUUGCAUAGCCAAACUGCCAGCAGGAGAAGCUGUUGGCUUUGAAAUAUAGUUUGGGAUACUUGACUCUGCUGGAAUAAGGUGGAGAUUUUUUGCUUCCUUAGAGUGUAGUGGAAGAGCGGCUAAGGUGUUCUGCUGCAGUUCUGGAGGUGUGAGUUCAAUCCCUUCCCUGGACUCAUGCUAAAGACUACCCUAGCUGUAAAUAGGGAUUUGGUUUUUCAGGCUGGGGAAUCAAAGAUGGCCAGAUAUGAUGUCAGCUGUAUUGCUCUGUUGGCAACAGAAACUGGCAUGCCUUGGGCAUGCGAGCCUGGGGUGCCCAGAUGAACCUUCCUUUUGCACCCCAUUCCAGCAAAGUGUUGGGAUAUUGUGCAGAUGACAAGCACAUGCUUAAAAGAUUGUUAUAGUCUAUGGGAGGCCUUUGACUCUGAAGUGCUUUAAGUAGUUGCUGCUGGAAGUGAGGUUGAUUGAACCCCAUGUCAGUCCUCACCUGCCAUGUGGCUUGACUGGAGCUAGGGGAGGUGGGGAGAUUGAUAGGGAGCUUCUGCAGAGCAUACCGUUUCUUCUAACCCCCCCCCCC
Messenger RNA from Gavialis gangeticus (Gharial), 2520 nucleotides. RefSeq names its product ectonucleoside triphosphate diphosphohydrolase 6 (putative) (gene ENTPD6). Lineage: Eukaryota; Metazoa; Chordata; Crocodylia; Gavialidae. The record is from RefSeq and is a predicted model, not a curated record. The transcript is spliced from 14 exons. Bases 135 to 1463 code for a protein of 442 amino acids. Gene Ontology annotation, cellular component: membrane; Golgi apparatus. Gene Ontology annotation, molecular function: UDP phosphatase activity; GDP phosphatase activity. Gene Ontology annotation, biological process: nucleoside diphosphate catabolic process.